Molecule: messenger RNA, 321 nt
Organism: Peronospora matthiolae
Lineage: Eukaryota; Oomycota; Peronosporomycetes; Peronosporales; Peronosporaceae
Source: the annotation of a GenBank genome assembly
AUGAAGGGCUUUUGUCUACGAGUGAAGUCCGAGAGUGAAGACUACAUCCGGAAAGAUAUCACCAUGGUACAGACGCAAUUCUGUAAGAAGGUCAAGUUCGUGCGACACGACGGAGCUCGCGAGUUUGCAACCAACUCGCUUCAACUGCUCUACGAAGACGAAGGCAUUGAACAGCAGACAACGGUGCCGUAUGCACAUCAAACAAACGGAACAGCAGAGCGUGCCAUUAGGACUAUUGUAACGAUCGGCCGCAGCAUGCUUCAUCAUGCCAAACUGGACAAGUGUUUCUGGGCCGAAGCAGCGAUGACGGCCAUCUGUUAA